AAGAUGUCGCUUGAGUGGCUGGUGUCCUGGAACUGGUCGCUGGAUGGCCUGAGGGAUUGCAUCGCCACAGGCAUCCAAUCGGUGCGGGACUGUGAUACCACGGCGGCAGUCACCGUGGCCUGCCUGCUGGUGCUGUUCGUGUGGUACUGCUACCACGUGGGCAGGGAGCAGCCACGGCCCUAUGCGUCGGUCAACUCCCUCAUGCAGAGCGCCGAGGUCAAUGGGCUACAGAAUGGCUUUGUGUCCUGCCAGUCUCCGGAGUGCGUACGCUGCACCCACCACGAGGGGCUCAACCAGAAACUCUACCAUAACCUGCAGGAGUACGCAAAACGGUACUCAUGGUCGGGCAUGGGCCGUAUCCACAAGGGCAUCCGCGAGCAGGGCCGCUACCUCAACAGCCGACCCUCCAUCCAGAAGCCCGAGAUCUUCUUCCUACCCGACCUCCCUACCACGCCCUACUUCUCCCGGGAUGCUCAGAAGCAUGACGUGGAGCUGUUGGAACGCAACUUCCAGACCAUCCUGUGCGAGUUUGAGACCCUCUACAAGGCCUUUUCGAACUGCAGCCUCCCCCAGGGCUGGAAAAUGAACAGCACCCCAAGCGGGGAGUGGUUCACCUUUUACCUGGUCAACCAGGGGGUGUGCGUGCCCCGGAACUGCAGAAAGUGCCCACGGACGUUCCGCUUGCUUGGCAGCCUUCGGACCUGUAUUGGAAACAAUGUUUUUGGGAAUGCGUGCAUCUCCGUGCUGAGCCCCGGGACGGUGAUCACGGAGCACUACGGGCCCACCAACAUCCGCAUCCGAUGCCACCUAGGUUUGAAAACCCCCAGUGGCUGUGAGCUGGUGGUAGGGGGCGAGCCGCAGUGCUGGGCAGAGGGACGCUGCCUACUCUUCGAUGAUUCCUUCCUGCACACAGCGUUUCACGAAGGCUCAGCAGAGGACGGCCCCCGGGUGGUGUUCAUGGUGGAUCUGUGGCAUCCCAACGUGGCGGCGGCCGAGCGGCAGGCCCUUGAUUUCAUCUUCGCACCAGGACGAUGA
Messenger RNA from Ochotona curzoniae (black-lipped pika), 1035 nucleotides. RefSeq names its product aspartate beta-hydroxylase domain containing 2 (gene ASPHD2). The record is from RefSeq and is a predicted model, not a curated record. NCBI's taxonomy places the organism in Eukaryota, Metazoa, Chordata, Mammalia, Lagomorpha, Ochotonidae. The coding region runs from base 4 to 1035 and encodes 343 amino acids. The transcript has 3 exons.